GUACAAAUGUUGCAGCAACAAGUAGGAGUUUUAGCUGAGAAUCAGGUGAACUCGGAUGACCGGUUUUCUCGUGUCAAGCAGGACAAUGCUGCGUACCAAGCGAGAGUGGUGAUGUUAGAAGAGCAACUCCGGGAGGCAGAGAUGCGACAUGAGGAACGGCUGGCAGAGGAACAGAGGAGGAACCGGGAGCUUGUAACACGUAUAGAACGAGAAAAGCAGCUUACUAUAGAAAAUUACACCAUCAAGUUAGCUAGUGUAGAAAAAGAGAAGAAAGCUGUAGAUGAUGAUUACAGACGUUCAAAAAGUCAGUUAGAAAAGUUACAAAAAGAGAAAGAGGCUUUAGAAGAUCGUGUAUCAGAAGCAGAGUUUUCUGCAUCAGCACUCCAUCAGGAAAAUGGAAAAUUGGCAGAGCUCUCAAGGAGAGAAAAGGAAGAAAUUAAAGUUGAGAGAGAGAGAAGUGCUCAGGUAAUAGAAGAAUUACGGUGUGAAAUAGAACGCCUACGGACAGCUGAGGAAACUGCCAGGAAACGGUCACCCAGUGUUGACCCUCAGACUGCCCAGACUGCAGAGUUGCAAGCUACUAUCAGGCAACUCAGAGAAGAGAACAAGAAUCUUGUUGAGCAAGUGGAAGAUCUUCAAGCUCAGUUGUUAACCUCCCGAUUAGAAGAGGGACGCACACUAGUCACAGCUACAAACAAUAACUCGUUGGCUGCUGAAUUUGAGGCCAUGACUAGUGAAGAGGGUGCACUCUAUGGCAGUGACACAGUCGAGAAGCUCAAGAAAUCUCUGAAGGAUGCGCAAGAAGCCAACCAGCAUCUCCGAUCAUACAUCGACGGAAUCCUCCUUAACAUUGUAGAAAACUACCCACAGCUUCUUGAAGUCAAGCAGAAAUAGUAUAUAAACAAGAUUUGAGCUUUGUUAUAUUACCAUCAUUAUUCCAUUGUCACGAUUGUUACAGUUUCUUUUUUUAUUAUUAUUAUUAUAUGUAUGUCUGUCUGUCUGUCUGUCUGUCUGUCUGUCUGUCUGUCUGUCUGUCUGUAUGU
Molecule: messenger RNA, 1043 nt
Organism: Penaeus vannamei (Pacific white shrimp)
Lineage: Eukaryota; Metazoa; Arthropoda; Malacostraca; Decapoda; Penaeidae
Product: rab11 family-interacting protein 4B
Biological process (GO): endocytic recycling; regulation of cytokinesis
Cellular component (GO): endocytic vesicle; recycling endosome membrane; midbody
Source: RefSeq, a predicted model, not a curated record